AUGGAAUACGAGUUACAAGAACGUAACAAUGUGAACAUCAACGACAUUGAUCUCUCUCUCCUCCGCCUCUCUUCCCCACCUUACGACUACUCUCCCUCCUCCUCCUUCUCCACCGAGCCUUCUCCUGAUAUCAGCCCCUUGAAACGCUCCUCCCCUGUUUCAGACGAGUCCGAUCAGCCCAAACGCAGGAGAAUCUCCCUCCAAGACCCAUUCUUUAUCACAUCUCCUCUUCGCUCCACUUACCCUGAAACCCAACCUUCCUCCAUCGAUGACCCGACCCACGCAAGCCCUGUUCCGGAGAACCAAGAAACGACGCCGUUUGCUUCCAAGAGCCAUGAAACAGAGAGGAUGAAAAUGGUGAAUAAUCACGUCGAGGAGAUCAGUCACGAAGAAUCUAAGUAUGAUACUUAUGAAGAGAUCAACCGAGAAGAGACUAACUAUGAUGAUGCUUAUGAGACGCAGCAAGAUGAGGAGGAGGAAGAAGAUUGUGGAGAAGGGAUGAGGAUAGAGAGAUCUGGAGAUGGGUUUGUAAUUAGGUUGAAGUGUAGAUGCAAGCUAGCUUAUAGGGUUCUCUUCUCUGAUCACCACCUCUACUUCAAGUCCCUCUAA
Eruca vesicaria subsp. sativa (arugula) is the source of this 609-nucleotide messenger RNA. NCBI's taxonomy places the organism in Eukaryota, Viridiplantae, Streptophyta, Magnoliopsida, Brassicales, Brassicaceae. The record is from the annotation of a GenBank genome assembly.